AUGGCUUUGGAACACAACCUGUCAACAGAUUACUAUGAUGAGGAAAAUGAAGUGAAUGGCACUCAUGACUAUAGUCAGUAUGAAGUGAUCUGUAUAAAAGAGGAAGUCAGAAAAUUUGCAAAAGUUUUCUUGCCUGCCUUCUUCACAAUAGCUUUCAUCAUUGGAAUUGCAGGCAAUUCCAUAGUUGUGGCAAUUUAUGCCUAUUACAAGAAGCAGAGAACCAAAACAGAUGUGUACAUCCUGAACUUGGCAGUGGCAGAUUUACUCCUUCUAUUCACUCUGCCUUUUUGGGCAGUUAAUGCAGUUCAUGGAUGGGCGUUAGGGAGAAUCAUGUGCAAAGUCACUUCAGCCUUGUACACAGUCAACUUCGUCUCUGGAAUGCAGUUUCUGGCUUGUAUCAGCAUAGACAGAUACUGGGCAGUAACUAAAGCCCCAGGUCAAGCAGGAGUGGGGAAACCAUGCUGGCUUAUCUGUUCCUGUGUCUGGACGGCUGCCAUCUUGCUGAGUAUACCUCAGCUGGUUUUUUACACAGUAAGUGACAAGGCUAGGUGCAUUCCCAUCUUUCCAUAUCACCUAGGAACCUCAGUGAAAGCAUCAAUUCAAAUGCUGGAAAUCUGCAUCGGAUUUGUAAUACCCUUUCUUAUUAUGGGAGUGUGCUACUUUGUCACAGCAAGGACACUCAUCAGGAUGCCCAACAUCAAAAAAUCUCGACCCCUCAAAGUUCUGCUCACAGUGGUUAUAGUUUUCAUUGUCACUCAGCUGCCUUAUAACAUUGUCAGGUUCUGCCAAGUCAUAGACAUUAUCUACUCCCUGAUCACCGACUGCGACAUGAGCAAACGCAUGGAUGUUGCCAUCCAAAUCACGGAGAGCAUUGCACUCUUUCACAGCUGCCUCAACCCAAUCCUGUAUGUUUUCAUGGGAGCCUCUUUUAAAAACUACAUUAUGAAAGUUGCUAAGAAAUAUGGGUCCUGGAGAAGACAAAGACAAAACGUGGAGGAGAUUCCUUUUGAUUCAGAAGAUCCUACAGAGCCAACCAGUACUUUUAGCAUUUAAAUGUAACACUGCUAUCUCUUGCUUCGAUACACAUGAAUGCUGCUUCUCCCUCAGAUAAAACAUCUGCUUUAUUCUGAAACUUAAAUCUCAAACACCGUGGUGCUAAUUUACAGCAAUCAAGAGGUGGGGGGAGGAUGGGGAGAAUAUAGCAACCAGGAAGAGGAGGAAACGAAAUAAUAAAUGCACAAAACAUGAACUUAAAAUUAACAAUAUAGGAAAAUAGUAUUAACAGGCAUAAAUAAUACAAACAGUAUGCUAUGAAUUAGGCCAUCUGAAACAGAUUAAUAAAAAGGCUUAUAUUAAGGGGCAUUUCUAAUUAUUUUAAAUGAUCUAAAUUUUAAUAUAAGAAUGAUCUCACUGCAUAAUUUCAGUACUUGAAUAACUAUACAGCAAAAUUUAAUCCUUUUUUCCUAUUUCUUAGUUUGUGAUUUCCUAAGACCCCAGAAAGAAUAACAAUUUAACAAUUAAGA
Neomonachus schauinslandi (Hawaiian monk seal) is the source of this 1523-nucleotide messenger RNA. It is a transcript of the gene ACKR4, whose product is annotated as atypical chemokine receptor 4. The record is from RefSeq and is a predicted model, not a curated record. The coding region runs from base 1 to 1053 and encodes 350 amino acids. Gene Ontology annotation, molecular function: chemokine receptor activity; scavenger receptor activity; chemokine binding. Gene Ontology annotation, biological process: G protein-coupled receptor signaling pathway; chemotaxis; immune response. The transcript has a single exon. NCBI's taxonomy places the organism in Eukaryota, Metazoa, Chordata, Mammalia, Carnivora, Phocidae. Gene Ontology annotation, cellular component: membrane.